AUGGCAGACGGCGACAGUCUUGCCGACAACUACCAGGUGCUGGAGGAGCUCGGCCGAGGCAGUUUCGGCGUCGUCUACAAGGGCAUUGACAAGAUCACCGGCGAGACUGUGGCGAUCAAACAUAUCGAUCUCGAGUCCAGCGAUGAUGACAUCCAGGACAUCCAAGCCGAGAUUGCUGUUCUCAGCACCUGUGCCAGCCAGUAUGUCACCCAGUACAAAGGCUCCUUUCUGCGAGGCCACAAGCUGUGGAUUAUCAUGGAGUAUCUGGGCGGCGGGUCCUGUCUCGAUCUGCUGAAACCGGGAACCUUUUCCGAGGCUCACAUCGCCAUCAUCUGCCGUGAGCUCCUCUACGGGAUCCAAUAUCUGCAUAGCGAAGGCAAGAUUCACCGCGAUAUCAAGGCGGCCAAUGUUUUGCUGUCAGAUGCUGGCAAGGUGAAGCUGGCCGACUUUGGUGUCGCCGCCCAGCUCACCAACAUCAAGUCUCAGCGCAAUACGUUCGUUGGCACUCCGUUCUGGAUGGCUCCGGAAGUGAUCCAGCAGGACGGGUACAGCUUCAAAGCAGACAUCUGGUCCUUGGGCAUUACCGCCAUGGAGAUGGCCAAUGGAGAACCUCCUCUGUGCCACAUACACCCCAUGAAGGUGCUGUUCCAAAUUCCCAAAAACCCACCACCAAGGCUGGCAGGUCACUUUAGCAAGGACUUUCGAGACUUUGUGGCUCAGUGCCUUACGAAAGAGUGCGCCCGUCGGCCCACUGCCAAGGAGCUGCUGCGACACAGGUUCAUCCGUUCGGCGGGCAAAGUGGAGGCUCUCCAGGAGCUCAUCAUGCAUAGGCAGAUGUGGGAUGCGAACCGGAAUCGCCAAAAGCAUGCCAUGUACUACCAGGAAACGGUGCAGCCCAUCUCAGCCAAGAACAACGACGUCGAGGCCUGGGUGUUUGACACUGUGAAGUCGGCUGCUCCGCCGAAGCGACCGACUGUCAGGCAUCGCAAAACAUCUUCAGUGCUGUCCACUGCAGAAGAGUCAAUCCGCAAACUGGACAUCAACGAGAGCUCUCUCAGUCCCUCGUCCCCUGCUACAAGCACUGUUCGCAAGGCGACGGUCCGGCGCAACCCUUCCAUCAUACAGGUUCCCUCGCCGUACGCUAAUGGCUCACCUCGAGGCCCUAACGUUGCCCCGAAAAGACCCCUUCAGCCGGAUACGUCGUUUGGCAAUUCUUCUGGAUCGACUAUGCGUCUGUCCAGAGGAGCUCCGGCGAAUAGCCCGUCUGGCCUGCGCGGGAGCAGAAGUGCAACUCCCGAUGACGAUGUCUUCGUCGACGAGAAUGCAGCUAGGCUGUCGCCGGCCGUUACGCCAUGCGAACCCCAUAACAAGGAGGGUGUCUUGGGGCGAAGGCUCUGGUCCAAGGCAUUGGAACCUACGCUUGCUAGCCUACACACGCAGACGUUUACGAAGCGAAAGCAAGAAGCGCUGGCCAAGGUGUCCGAAGCCUUUGCUGCCUUGGACGCAGUCGAUCCCGAGGGAGCCUACUACUUGAUGCACAACCUCGUCCUCGCCGUGAGCCAAGACGACAAGCUGGACGCGGCGUUACUGCGCCAUCGGGAUCAAAAGGUUCCAGAUGAUGGCACUCCUCAAGGGACGGUGCUUGUUAAGAAUUCGACGCCGUCAGCGAGCCCUGUCAAGUUGGCGCCUGGUUCCGCAAACACUCGCUACAAGAGCCAACGCCGGCGCCAGCUUGAGUCGCCGCUGUCUAGGGAGUCGCUCCGAGGACAAGACAAGCCAGCCAUUGAGGAGAAGUAUCCUGGACGGGAAGCUCAGCCGGGCAUGGAGCACUGCAAGCAACUGUCCGACGUGCUCUACAAUCGGUGGGCGGAUGGUCUGCGGAUUCGGUGGCCGGCCAUAUAG
Messenger RNA from Trichoderma reesei QM6a, 1902 nucleotides. RefSeq names its product germinal center kinase. The record is from RefSeq and is a predicted model, not a curated record. Lineage: Eukaryota; Fungi; Ascomycota; Sordariomycetes; Hypocreales; Hypocreaceae. Gene Ontology annotation, molecular function: protein kinase activity; ATP binding. The transcript has 4 exons. Gene Ontology annotation, biological process: protein phosphorylation. The coding region runs from base 1 to 1902 and encodes 633 amino acids.